AUUUGCAGCAGAACGAGCGUCUCCUCCUUCAAACUCAUCUGACAGCUUCUGCACCUGUCAGCUCCGCCCACUGAUGACAUCACGGAUGGACAGGAGUUUCAGGAUUUGCGGCAGAAACAGCUCGGCUCUCACUGAGGAAGGAUGACGAUGGCCGAGGCUGCAACUCCGGAGCUGUUCUCAGAGCAGGAGUUAACCUGCUCCAUCUGCCUGGACCUGUUCAAUGAUCCCGUCUCCACACCGUGUGGACACAACUUCUGUCAGGCUUGUAUCGGAGGCUACUGGGCCUCCAGUCCAGUCUGCACCUGUCCUCUCUGUAAGCGUCAGUUCAAUGAACGUCCUCAGCUGAGCAUCAACAAAGUCUUCGCUCUCAUCGCAGACAAAUACAAACUAGCCCGUUAUGGCGCCGCAGGCUUACCGCCGCCGCUGCCGGUCAGUAACGGCACGCCGGGCUCCAUGGCAACCGUAACAGACAUGGCGAGCACGAACCCCUUUCUGUCGGCGGCGGUGACGGCAGGUGAGGAGGUGGUGUGGUGUGACGUGUGCACAGGUGUUAAACAGCCGGCCGUCAGCUCCUGCCUCACCUGCACCGCCUCCUACUGCACUGAGCAUGUGCAGCCGCAUCACACCACACCGUUCUACGCCAAACACCCACUGAUGGACCCACAGGAGGCCCUGAGGGGACGCACCUGCUCCAUACACCGCCGCCUGCUGGAGGUGUACUGCAGGACAUGUCAGCGCUGCAUCUGUGCCAUCUGCGUCCUGGAGGAACAUCGGACCCACAAAACCGUCUCGGUCCAAACCGAGAGACUCGGCAAACAGAAACAGGUGGCGAGAACAGAACAGGAGAUCCUGAACCGGAUCAAAGAGAAGGAGAUCCGAGUGACCGAGCUGAAGAGGAAACUGGAGGGAGUCCAGAACUAUGCAGACAGAGAGCGUGGCGAGGUAGAACACCUGCUGGACGAAGUCUCCUCCUCCCUGGACAGGAUCCGGUCUCAGGUAGUGGGCGGGAUCCAGAACCAGCUGGAUGCCGUGAUGUCAAAGGGGGAGGGGCUGGUGAACCGUCUGGAGGCGGAGCUUGAACAGCUGACGGACAGGAGAGCCACGCUGGAGAUGCAGGCCAUCAGUCAGGAUCACAUCGGGUUCCUGCAGAGCUUUGAGGAGGCCACAGCUCCUCUGUCUGAGGAGCAGAAUGAGGAGGUUGAUGAGGCGUCGGAGUUCCAGCUUCAACUCCAUCUGGGAGACGUAAAGAGCAGUUUGUCUGAAAUCAAAGACAAGAUGGACGACAUCCGCAUGGGGGAAGUUCGAUCCCGAGGCUCCAGAGGCUCCUUUUCAUCAGGUGACCUGAUGGUGGCAGAGAGCAUGCUCAGUCUGAGAGGAAGCUCGGCCAGUCUGAGGAAGAGUCAGUGGUCUCUGAAAGAUCUGAAGAAGUACAAACAGGUUUCAGGACACAAGAAGGCUCGAGUCUACAUGGAGGAUGUGACGUUGAACCCGGUGACGGCGUAUCCUUUCCUCAUCCUGUCCGAGGACAGGAAGCAGGUGAAGAGAGGCGAGAAGCUGCAGUUCUACAGAAACAGCCAGCAGAGGUUCGAUGUCUGGUCCUGUGUCAUCGCCAAGGAGGGUUUCAGCACCGGACGCCACUACUGGGAGGUGUUUGUGGGGGAGAGUAAAGACUGGAAACUGGGCGUGGUGACUGAGUCUGCUCAGAGGAAAGGCCUGUUCGACAUGAGUCCCUCUAACGGAUACUACGCCCUCUGGUGGAGCGGCAGCCAGCUGCGAGCGCUCACCGCUCCGCCCCUGACCAAGGUGAAAAGCACUCAGAAGCUGCGACAAGUGGGCAUCUUCCUGGACGUGGACGAGGGUCAGGUGUCCUUCUACAACGUCAAGUCGGGCUCAGAGAUCUACAGCUUCAACGGAUCCUCCGAGUUCACCGAGAGAAUGUUCCCUCUCCUGGGCACCGGAGACAAGGAGGUUCCCCUGGUUCUCAUGACCACACAGCACCAGCUGGCCUGAGGGACCUGGACCUGGACCUGGACCUGGACCUCAGGGUCAUACCGGAGAACAGGACGGAUGGUGGGAGAAGGAGGAGGCUGAAGAUGUUUUGACAGAUAUUUAAUCUCACCGUGACGUAAAAACAAUUCUCAGUUUCUGUUGGUAGAUAAAAACAUUGUCUCCUUUUCACACAACAAAAUAUUUUUCAUGUUAUCCUGAAUGUUCAUGAGCUUUGCAGAGGGAAAGUUUGUGAUAGACACAUCUAACAGUUAAUGUCAGUAUGUCAUCUUAAUGACACCUUAUUUUACAUGUUAAAAUGCCAGAAAACAGUGAAGAUCAUGUUUUCAUGUUUUAUUCAAUCACAAAACCAAAGAGACCAAACCAAAAAAUCAUCAAUUCUUUCACAAUAUUCGUCAGUUUUCUGCCAAUUGCUAAUCGAAAAUAACUGCAGCUCUAAUGAAAAGAAGCAAAGUGCUCUGACAAUGAAACCUGUAAACGUGGUCAUAGAAAUAAAUGUAGUAUCAACAUCAAAAUUAUCUUGAUAUUACAUGAAAAGGUUGUUUUAAAAGGAUAGCAUAAACAAAAGAUCAUGUGGAAAUAAGAUUCUCAUGUUUCUUGUAAAAACUAAAAUCAGCUUGUGACACAAACUGAGCAAGAAAACCUGCUUUUUGUUGAAGGACAUUGAACUUGUGUAAAUAAGAAAAAUUUAAAAAAAUUUAGUAUUUCUAAAGAGACCAUGAGGGUGUAUGGAAGCCCAUUUGUGUCAAGGGAAAAAAAAUUAUGUUAAGAAUAUGAAUAUAAUUAUGGUAAAAUAUUUGGACUUACUCUUUCAGAAAUUGAGAUUAGACUAUUUCAAAUUUAUGAUGUGUUAAAAAAAUGACAUUAAGGCAAAACUAUGAGAUUACAGCAUCAUUUUUACACAAACUGAAAUAUUACAUCAAAACAUUUAAUGUACUUUCUCAAUGUUGUGAUUUAAUGUUGUCAUUAAUUCCCUAAAGUCCCAGUUUAUUUUCACCAUCAGUUCUUUUGCCUCUUGGCACAGAAAGGCCUUCGUAAUUUUUCCCCAUUUACUUUAAUACAGUCAAAAUCUGACCACAGCAUGAGUGGACAUGAGAGGAACUGCAGCUGCAUAAACAACAUUCACCAUCAGUGGCUUUGAUUCAUAGAAGAUUAAAUAGUGAAGUUUUCAGCACAGAUAGCUGAUUGUUAAAAUGUUUUGUAUAGUAAAAAGAGAAACAGCAAAAACAGUUUGCGGUAUCUAACCUCAUUACAGUUUUCAUGAGAUUUUAUUGUGGUUUUCUAUCGACUCUCAGUUUAUAGAAUGAUCAGAAAUGGAAAUAAAAGCAAUAAAAGGGAAAUUAUUAAUUAAAUAUGAA
Messenger RNA from Amphiprion ocellaris (clown anemonefish), 3365 nucleotides. RefSeq names its product E3 ubiquitin-protein ligase TRIM21 (gene btr30). Bases 142 to 2010 code for a protein of 622 amino acids. Gene Ontology annotation, molecular function: zinc ion binding; protein binding. NCBI's taxonomy places the organism in Eukaryota, Metazoa, Chordata, Actinopteri, Pomacentridae. The record is from RefSeq and is a predicted model, not a curated record. The transcript has 13 exons.